Messenger RNA from Pisolithus orientalis, 872 nucleotides. RefSeq lists its product as uncharacterized. The record is from RefSeq and is a predicted model, not a curated record. The annotation marks the transcript as partial. Lineage: Eukaryota; Fungi; Basidiomycota; Agaricomycetes; Boletales; Pisolithaceae. The transcript has 13 exons.
GGUCAUGUAUAUCGUAGUGUUCACGACCGAUUUCGUUGCUUACCUGUAUUUCACCUGGAGAAUAUGGGCAUUUACCAAGAGAGUGUGGAUCGUAAUCUUCAUGAUAUUCAUCGCUGUAUCACGGACCAUCAUCAGUAUAGUACCAUCUGUUUGGAGCGUCCUAAGUGGUACUUGGAACUCAUACCUCGUUCGAUCGAAAAGAUUGUUCCUGGCGGGAAAUGCACUUUUCCUCUUUGGUGACUUUUUCUCCGCUUGCAUGAUGGCAUAUUAUCUCGAGAAGAAUCGCAACGGACUUCGGAGCACCCAUACACUAAUCAAUCGGAUCUUGAUUUUCGUCGUCGCAACAGGUGCAAUUGCAGUGUUCGUCGAUAUAAUUGCUCUCGUUUUGAUAAUAGUCCAGAGCGAGAGUUUGGCAUUCACCAGUGCAAUCCUCAUUCAAACCCGCCUUUACUCAAACUCGCUUCUGGCGUCGCUAAACGCAAGGAAGUCCCAUAACCGCGUACUUCACGACUGUGGUGACCGACGAAGCGUUCCGAUAGAGCUUCCCCAAAAUUCCAUACGAUUUGCUCAACAAUCUGACAUCCGCGGAGGCGCAGCUCUGCAACGAAGUCAGCGUACCAGUGGUAGCACGAAAUCUACCGAGUCAUGGCACACAGCUCCUGAGGUUGCUGCUUGACAGAACGAAGGUGGCCCGAGGGGACAAUCUUCCAGCCAGUUGAACUGUGCUGAUCGCUGUGUGCAACAAUAAGCUUGGGAUUACAUCCAUCCAGAGACAGUUUCUCGAUGGCAUCUGUCGUGCUUUAAGUAGUUGCUAUAUACGUACUGAUUGUAACUAGCCGAAGGAAGAGCGCACUGGUUUGGUGCUGUGGCCU